AGAUAUUGCCAAGGAUUCACAUCGCGAGCGCAAAGCCGGCGCAUUUCCAAUUCGCACCGCGUCGCAAACGGUUACCUAAAUCGCGAACGUGAGUGAAAUAAAAUUACAAUUUCUUAAACCGAAAAAUGCAUCCGUAUUUACGACGAACCGUCAGGGUGACUUCAGCUUCGCUCGAGUGGUUGCGUCUCACCACCCUUCGUGCAACCACCAGAAUUAUCGAGUUGAUUGUUUUGAGUUGGUUGAGUGUUUAUUACAUUGCGGAAGCCUUGAUCUUGACCUUCACUCCGUCGUUUCUUCGACGGAUGAAAACCCUUCGAGGGAAAGUCGUUUUGGUCACGGGAGGCGCCGGUGGAGUGGGUCAAGAGUUAGCCCUGAGACUUGCCCGACAAAAGGCACGAGUUGUCAUUUGGGACAAUAAUGAAAAAGCUUUAGAAAAAGUCCGUGAAAAAAUAGAAUGUGAAGGUUACAAAGUUCACACUUAUCCAGUGGACAUCACCGAUCGUGAAAACGUCUACAAAUACGCCACCAUUGUUAAAACGGACAUAGGCCCCAUCGACAUCCUCAUAAACAACGCCGGAGUUGUUUGUGGCCAAACAUUCCUCGAAAUCCCCGAUUACAUGAUCGAAAAAACAUUCAAAGUGAACAUUUUAUCGCACUAUUGGACCACCAAAGCCUUUCUCCCCGACAUGAUCAAAACCGGAAAAGGCCACAUUGUCACAAUCGGAAGCCUCACCGGACUUUUGGGCACUUACAAAUGCACCGAUUACAGCGCCUCCAAACAUGCAACGAUCGGUUUCCACGAAAGUCUCCUAAUUGAGCUCAAAACACACGGUCAUCAUGAAAUUAAAAUGACGUUAGUUUGUCCCUAUUUCAUAAACACAGGGAUGUUUGCUGGUUGCAAACCCAGAAACAUGAGCAUGUUGGAACCGAAGGAUGUUGCAAAAAGGAUAAUUACGGCUAUUAGGAGGGAGGAAGUCUAUGUCACAAUGCCCACUUUCUCGCGGUUUCUUCUCCCCGUCAAAAACUUCCUUCCGGCGAAACUAAACUGGGCUUUGGUCUACAAAGUGAUCCAAGGGCCCCAAUCCAUGAUGGGCAUGCGAAACUUUGAAGUGGAAGCAGCUUAGUUGUAAGAAUUUAUUAAGAAAAUCAAAACAAAUCGUAAAAAUAUCGCAAUCCUUGACCCAACUCCCAGAUGGAAAUCCCUGUUCCUAGUUUUUUGCACAGUUCAAUUCUCUUAUUGAGCGAAUACAAAGUGGGGUAGAAGAGUAAAUGUUUCCCGUUUGUUUCCCUACAAAAAAAACAUAAUUUUUGUUUAAAUUAAUUAAAUAAAUUACUCGUAUUCGACGUAAUGUUCGCCGAUUUGUGGAUCAUAAACCAUC
This is a messenger RNA of Tribolium madens (black flour beetle), 1379 nucleotides long. Its product is annotated as short-chain dehydrogenase/reductase family 16C member 6. Gene Ontology annotation, molecular function: oxidoreductase activity, acting on the CH-OH group of donors, NAD or NADP as acceptor. Lineage: Eukaryota; Metazoa; Arthropoda; Insecta; Coleoptera; Tenebrionidae. The transcript is spliced from 6 exons. The coding region runs from base 126 to 1124 and encodes 332 amino acids. Gene Ontology annotation, cellular component: lipid droplet. The record is from RefSeq and is a predicted model, not a curated record.